This is a messenger RNA of Naegleria fowleri, 1185 nucleotides long. RefSeq lists its product as uncharacterized. Bases 1 to 1185 code for a protein of 394 amino acids. The transcript has a single exon. Lineage: Eukaryota; Heterolobosea; Eutetramitea; Acrasida; Naegleriidae. The record is from RefSeq and is a predicted model, not a curated record.
AUGGGUUCAGGUCUCACCAAAAAUUCUUCAUCCCAACAACUACGGUGUUCAGCAAAUAGUUCAUUGUCAAGUGAAACUGUUGCUUGGAUGAAUGGAGCGAGAUGUCCUCUCAGAUUAUCCAAAUAUGCUGUCCAAUCACAACCAUGGGAAGACCUACCUCGAUUCACAAACGUCGAAAGAAAAUCAAUGCCCUCGUUGGAAGCAAAAGACAAUGAAAAGACAACAGAAAGGAGGCUCAAGAUCUUAUCUCAUGAAUCGACAUCCUCAACCAUGCAAACUGAUGGUGAGUCUCUAAGAAGAGCAUCAUCCUUACCUGUUGGGACACAUGCGUCCAUCGACAGCCACCAAACAUUUCCCACUGAAUCUGUCCUCGAGGGUACCCAUCAGAAGAAGAACUUGCUCAAAAGGUUUCUGCAUGUGAAUGAACCAUUCGAAUCAGAAAGUUGUCGAGUGGACUCUCAGGAGUCCAAUGAAUCAAUGGCACCAAUGGUUCGUGAAAGGUGGAAAACAUUCAUGAAUACACACCCUUCGAAGAUAUCUUCUCAAUCCCUCACCAUUCCUGUUGAAUGUUCUUCUUCCAAGGCAGCAGCAGAACAUUGUUCACAUCACAUCUCUGUAUACGAUGAAAGAGUUCUUAAUCCACUUCUCGAGAAGAGCAUUCAGAAACAUGCUGAUCAAUACUCUUCUCGUUCACCACCACCACUCACAGAGAACACUCCAAAAUGUUCUUCAUCAAGACAGCAGAAACCCAGUGAGGACAAUCAACAACAAGUGUCAACCUUCAAUGCUGAAAUGUCAACUCCUUCUGGAAAUUGUAUCAUUAAAUCGAAUCACAAGAGUGGAAACACCUUGGUUCGAACUUUGAGCACAAAAUCCCUUUCCAAAGUCGUUCCCACUCCAAUUCAAGUCUUUCCAAAAGACUCUCCACAUCGUCUCAGAGGUGAACCACCUUCCACAUUUCAUUCUCUUCAAUCUUUGUUUAAGAAGAUCAAUCAUUCACAAUCAGCUUUAGGAUUUAGAUCUCUUUUUCAUCCAUUGUUGGACAAGCAAAUGUUGGAAAAAGUUCCUCUUCUCACUGUGACUCGUCCUGAUGAACCACCUUGUUACAGUCAUUUACCACCUAGCUUGAGAAAUGAUGUCUGUUUAGGUUUUAAAAAGAAAAGGCAAUUCCUGGAUGUGAUGUAG